This is a messenger RNA of Saxophila tyrrhenica, 1716 nucleotides long. RefSeq lists its product as uncharacterized. The coding region runs from base 1 to 1716 and encodes 571 amino acids. Gene Ontology annotation, molecular function: ATP binding; protein serine/threonine kinase activity. The transcript is spliced from 2 exons. Lineage: Eukaryota; Fungi; Ascomycota; Dothideomycetes; Mycosphaerellales; Extremaceae. Gene Ontology annotation, biological process: protein phosphorylation. The record is from RefSeq and is a predicted model, not a curated record.
AUGCCGGCGAUGGACAUCGACCACACCAGCAGGAGCGCCACUAUGCUGGAUGUGGAGCAAACUCCACCAAUGCGAAUCGCAUCUCCAGCGCGCCAGCCAGUCCGUACUGAGCCUACCCAAGACGUCAUUCCUAUGCCUAAGCUCGACCACGAAGCGAUCCGCGAGAAGGCGAAGAAGCGAAAGAAGAACAAGAAAAAGGGCAUGGCGCCUGGCGCACCUGCUGCCAAAAUCGUGCGAGGGUUUAAUACGCCAGUGACAUCGGGCGGCGAGGAAUCUGACAUUUCUGCCGUCAGCACACCGAGAUUGGGGGCCAUGAAGAUGCGAGACAGCCCAGGCAGUCCGGCAUUGAGGCCUUCACCUUCGCAAGGCGGCCUCAGCGCACUGCGCUCCAGGCUUGAUGCAUUGGCGCUCGACGGCGACCAGCGCAAGCCAAGUUUAGCUCGCGUCAUGUCCAACGACUCGGCCGGCUACAAUGGUACGACCACGCCUUCUUCUCGAGGCAGCGACGGCGACAGGACUGAAAUGGAGACUUACGAUGUCCCUCUGGAUGAAGACUUCGUCAGCCAGGAUGCCGGCUCACGCACUCCUAUUUUCGCCUCCCAGGCUGUUGAGGGUGGACUUCACACGACCUCAAUCCACCGCAAGAUGUGCGCCAACGAUUUCGAGGGGCUGCGAUGUCUCGGAAAGGGCGCGUUUGGAGUUGUGAAUCUUGUGCGCCAGCACGCGACAGGUCGACUCUAUGCGCAGAAGCAGUUCAAGAAGGCGACUCUGACCGUGCACAAGCGACUUGUCGAGCAGACACGCACGGAACGCACUAUCCUGGAGUCUGUCAACCGACACCCAUUUGUGGUCAAGCUAUUCUACGCGUUCCAGGACCAGGAGAAGCUCUAUCUCAUCCUGGAGUAUGCGCAGGGUGGGGAGCUCUUCCAUCACCUGGCGAUGGAGCGCAUGUUCUCAGAAGAGGUCGCUUCCUUCUACAUGGCAGAAAUGGUCCUGGCUCUCGAGCAUCUGCACCACAAUGUGCGAGUCAUCUACCGCGACCUCAAGCCCGAAAACUGCUUGCUGGACGCCGAGGGACACCUCCUACUCACUGACUUCGGCCUGUCAAAGGUCGCCGUCGAAGACGAGACCGAGCGUGCGAACAGUGUUCUGGGCACGAUCGAGUACAUGGCGCCGGAAGUCAUCAAAGGCGAAGGCUAUGAUUUCGCGGUCGACUGGUGGAGUCUCGGAGCUAUCGGCUUUGACCUUCUCACUGGAAGCCCGCCAUUUGGGGGCAACAACCACGCCAAGAUUCAAUCGAACAUCCUCAAACAAAAGCUUCAGCUGCCCUACUUCCUCGGACCUGAUGCGAAGGAUCUACUUACCCGCCUCUUGCGCAAAGAGCCAAACAAACGUUUGGGUGGAGCCAACACGAAGGAUCUCAAGACUCUCAAGAGCCACCGCUUCUUCCGCAAGAUUGACUGGAAGAAACUGGAAAAGAGAGAGCUGGAGCCUCCCAUUACGCCGGUCAUUACGGAUCCUGAGCUCGCGGAGAACUUCGAUACCGAGUUCACGGACAUGCCGUUGAGUCCGGUGCUCACGCGCAGCAGCAAGGUGUUUGAUGAGCAGAUGCAGGAGUCGCAUGUCGUCGCAGAGGAGAACAAUCCUUUCGGAGGGUUCAGCUUCGUGGCCAGCAGCAGCUUGCUAGAGAGUGAUAAUUUCAUGUUGGCGGCUUGA